Molecule: messenger RNA, 2751 nt
Organism: Fonsecaea multimorphosa CBS 102226
Lineage: Eukaryota; Fungi; Ascomycota; Eurotiomycetes; Chaetothyriales; Herpotrichiellaceae
Exons: 1
Coding region: 1-2751 (916 amino acids)
Biological process (GO): protein import into nucleus
Cellular component (GO): cytoplasm; nucleus
Molecular function (GO): nuclear import signal receptor activity
Source: RefSeq, a predicted model, not a curated record
AUGAAUGCGCGCAACAAUAAGGAUUAUGUCAAUUACCUUACCUACAUCUUCAGCACGCCGCAGCUGGGCCAAACUCUGAAUCUCGCCGCACCCAGUCUCUUCCUCAUCCGCUAUGCUGCAGCCGUCAACCUCAAGAACCACAUAAAACUGUUCUAUAGCCAAAUUCCAAAGGAUCAGUUGGCAUACAUCAAGGCCGCCACACUCAACGUUCUUCGCGACCAGAAUUCGCAGUUGCGCAGCUUCGCUGGCACUGUAAUCACUGAGACGGUCCAACAGGGCGGUCUGCUGCAAUGGCCGGAGAUCCUGCAAGAGCUGCUGGCGCUCGUGGGUAACACCAGCGGAAAUGUCACGGGAGAAACGCAGGAAGGUGCGAUGGGCGCUCUGGCGAAGGUUUGCGAGGAUAACCGAAAAUUGCUCGACAAGGAAUUCCAAGGUCAACGACCCAUGAGUGUCAUUGUGCCGAAACUGCUCGAAUUCGCUGUUCACCCAAACCCUAAAAUCAGGGUAUUUGCGCUCAGUACUUUGAAAUCGUUCAUUCCGCAAAAGUCCCAGGUGCUUUUCUCGGCCCUGGACGUCUAUCUGCAGACUAUUUUCCAACUCGCUUCGGAUCCGGAUGUGCAAGUCAGACGCAUAGUUUGCCAGUCACUUGUACAACUGGUGGAUUCGAGACCAGACAUGCUGGCGCCUCAUCUCGAGGGACUGGUCAAUUAUAUUCUUACCCAACAACAGUCCGCGGAUCAUGCGGAUCUUGCAUUGGAUGCGGCCGAGUUCUGGUUGAGCGUUGGGGAACAAGAUCAAUUGCGAGAUCAAAUGGGACCUUAUCUGGAAAAGAUCAUUCCUGUGCUCCUUGCGGGAAUGGUAUACGGGGAAGAGGACGCCUUCAGACUCGGCGGUGAAGAAGAUAAUGCCGACGUCGAGGAUCGUGCGGAAGACAUCAAACCUCAAUUUGCCCAGACCAAGGCGGGAAGAGGCGUUGUUUCAGCCGAGAAGGAGGAGAGUCAGCCUGGAACGCCACAAGCCAAUGGGACAUCACAAACUAAGAACGAUCUGAGCGACGGGGAAGUCGAGGAGGAAGACGAAGACGAAGAUGAAUGGGAUGAUGAGGACCCUGAGAACGCGUGGAGUUUGCGAAAAUGCUCUGCCGCAGCGCUGGAUGUGUUCGCAGUCAACUACCACUCGGCCGUCUUCAACAUCAUUCUGCCGUACCUCAAGGAAAACCUUUCACACACUCUCUGGCCGAAACGCGAAGCCGCAGUCCUCGCUCUUGGCGCCAUCGCCGAAGGAUGCAUGGACGUUGUCUCUCCUCAUCUGCCCGAGCUCGUUCCCUUCCUCAUCUCUCUCUUGUCAGACGAGGAACCCGUUGUUCGUCAAAUUACUUGUUGGUGCCUGGCACGUUACUCCGAGUGGGCUGCUCGUCUGGAUUCCCAGGCUGACAAACAGCGCUACUUUGAACCCAUGAUGGAGGGCCUCCUUCAGCGCAUGCUCGACCCGAACAAGAAAGUCCAAGAAGCUGGAGCUAGUUCCUUCGCAUCUCUUGAGGAGAAAUCUGGGGACAAGUUGAAGCCGUAUGUCGAACCUAUUUUACGGCAAUUCACAGAGUGCUUCAGACGGUACAAGGAUAAAAAUAUGUACAUCCUAUACGACUGCCUGCAAACACUCGCCGAUAAUGUUGGCUCGCAGAUAGCCGAACCGGAACUCGUCAGCCUCCUCAUGCCCGUGUUGAUUGAGCGAUGGAACAAAAUUUCAGACGAUUCCCGAGAAAUGUUCCCUUUGCUCGGCUGCUUAGGGUAUAUUGCCAUGGCCUACGGCGACAUGUUCGCACAGUUCGCACCUCCUAUCUUCGACCGGUGCAUCAAACUCAUUUACGCAAACAUCCAACAGCACAUGGCCUUUAUGAGCGGUCAGACCGUCGAUCAACCAGACAAGGACUUCGUUGUGACAGCAUUGGAUCUUCUUAGUGCGAUCAUCCAAGCUAUUUCUCCGGAAAAGUCGGCGCCGCUCGUACAGAGCUCGCACUCUCAGUUCUUUGAUCUAUUGGCUUUCUGCAUGGAAGACGCCACCACGGAUGUGCGUCAGUCCGCGUACGCCGUAUUGGGUGACUGCGCGAUCGCCCUCUACCCCAGCUUGGAUCCCUACCUGCCCAAACUCAUUCCGAUUCUGAUCAGACAACUGGACCUCGACGCCAUCCCGGACACAGACUCCGAAAAUGGCUUCAACGUCCUCGCGAACGUAUGCUGGAGCAUGGGCGAAAUUGCGGCGAGAGCACCGACCAGCACAAUCUCGCCUCUGAUCGAACCACUGUAUCGCGGCCUGCUGUCACUGAUCACGAACGAAGAAGUUCCUGAUGCAGCAAGUGAGAAUGCCGCAACCGCUUUGGGAAGACUCGGUCUGCCGUGUCCGGACAAUCUCGCGCCUUUCUUGUCCGAGUUUGCGGAACCUUUCUUGCAGUCCAUGUCCAAAAUUAGCACGUCGCACGAGAAGGCCUCGGCGUUUAUGGGGUUCAACAACAUUCUGGAAAAGAAUCCUCAGGCCAUGGAAUCCAGUCUGGCACUGUACUUUUCAACGAUCGGACAGUUUCCCCUGAAAGGCAGGCAGGGACAGGAAUACACCGACGUGCGCGCCAGCUUUUCGAGAGUUAUCAACGGCCUCGCGGGCUUGAUCGGUCAGGAGAGGUUCGAGGGCUUCAUUGCCGGGUUGGCGGUCCCGGUCCGCGCCAAGUUGAGGGAUGGCUACGGUGUUGGUUCUGGAUGA